Molecule: messenger RNA, 1383 nt
Organism: Lodderomyces elongisporus
Lineage: Eukaryota; Fungi; Ascomycota; Pichiomycetes; Serinales; Debaryomycetaceae
Gene: RVB1
Product: RuvB family ATP-dependent DNA helicase pontin
Exons: 1
Coding region: 1-1383 (460 amino acids)
Biological process (GO): box C/D snoRNP assembly; regulation of transcription by RNA polymerase II; chromatin remodeling
Cellular component (GO): Ino80 complex; NuA4 histone acetyltransferase complex; R2TP complex
Molecular function (GO): DNA helicase activity; ATP binding; ATP hydrolysis activity
Source: RefSeq, a predicted model, not a curated record
AUGGUGCAGAUUAGCGAAGUUAAUGAAAAUCAAGCAUCUCAAAGAGAGAAUAGAACAGCUGCACACACACACAUCAAAGGUCUUGGAUUAAACGAGCACGGUGUUGCAAAGAAUAUCGAUGGAGGAUUCGUUGGCCAAAAGGAUGCAAGAGAGGCUUGCGGAAUCAUUGUUGACUUGAUCAAGAGCAAGCGUAUGUCUGGUAAAGCAGUGCUCAUUGCUGGACCACCGGCUACAGGUAAAACUGCUCUCGCGUUGGCAGUCUCACAAGAAUUGGGUCCAAAGGUUCCAUUUUGUCCCAUUGUUGGUUCAGAACUUUACUCUGCCGAAGUGAAAAAGACAAGUGCGUUGAUGGAGAACUUUAGAAAAGCCAUUGGUUUGAGAAUUAAAGAAACCAAGGAAGUUUACGAAGGUGAAGUUAUUGAAUUGACACCAGAGGAGGCAGAAAACCCAUUAGGAGGAUAUGGUAAAACAAUUAGUCAUGUCAUUGUUGGAUUAAGAACAGCAAAGGGUACAAAAAACCUCAGGUUGGAUCCAAGCAUCUACGAGUCCUUGCAAAAGGAAAGAGUCACUGUGGGUGAUGUUAUAUACAUAGAGUCCAAUACAGGUGCAGUGAAACGUGUUGGUCGUUCAGAUGCAUACGCCACCGAGUUCGACUUGGAGGCAGAAGAAUAUGUGCCAUUACCAAAAGGUGAAGUGCACAAGAAGAAGGAGAUUGUGCAAGAUGUGACAUUGCACGAUCUUGAUGUGGCGAAUGCCAGACCACAAGGUGGGCAAGAUGUGUUGAGUAUGAUGGGCCAAUUAUUGAAACCUAAAAAGACAGAAAUCACUGAUAAGUUAAGAAGCGAGGUGAAUAAAGUGGUUUCGAAAUAUAUCGAUCAAGGUGUAGCCGAGUUGAUUCCUGGUGUUUUGUUUAUCGACGAGGUGAAUAUGCUUGAUAUGGAAAUUUUCACAUACUUGAACAAAGCCUUGGAAAGCAGUAUUGCUCCAUUAGUGAUACUUGCCUCAAAUCGAGGAUUGACCACUGUGAAGGGCUCGGAUGACCCAGAUAUCAAAGCGCCACACGGUAUUCCACCAGACCUUGUCGAUAGAUUGCUUAUCGUAAGAACAUUGCCAUACAACUUUGACGAGACCAAAAUCAUCAUAUCCAAGAGAGCACAAUUGGAGAAUGUUCUCAUUGCAGUCGACGCAUUGACAAAGUUGGCUGAAAAAGGUGUAAAUACCUCGUUGAGGUACUCCUUACAGCUAUUGACUCCUGCUAGUAUCUUGAGCACCACUGCCGGUCGUGCUGAGAUUAAUGUGCAAGAUAUCGAGGAUUGCGAGUUAUUGUUCUUGGACUCUACUCGCUCAACAAAGGUGUUGACAGAGACAAAAACUUUUUUGUAA